Molecule: messenger RNA, 3277 nt
Organism: Pristis pectinata (smalltooth sawfish)
Lineage: Eukaryota; Metazoa; Chordata; Chondrichthyes; Rhinopristiformes; Pristidae
Gene: copb2
Product: COPI coat complex subunit beta 2
Exons: 22
Coding region: 148-2946 (932 amino acids)
Biological process (GO): endoplasmic reticulum to Golgi vesicle-mediated transport; retrograde vesicle-mediated transport, Golgi to endoplasmic reticulum; intracellular protein transport
Cellular component (GO): COPI vesicle coat
Molecular function (GO): structural molecule activity; protein binding
Source: RefSeq, a predicted model, not a curated record
UGUAUCCGGAGGACCACGGCAACCUCUCGCGAGUUUGCCCAAGUCUCGCCUUUCGUGGCAGAGGAGGAAGCUCCACGUCAGAGACCGACUGACCGAGCGGCCCGGCCCGGCCCGGCAUCGGAGCGCAGCGGUUCAGCAGCCGAGGACAUGCCUUUGAGACUAGACAUCAAGCGUAAGCUGACCGCUCGGUCUGACCGAGUGAAAAGUGUGGAUUUGCACCCAACUGAGCCAUGGAUGUUGGCCAGUCUUUACAAUGGCAGUGUCUGCGUGUGGAACCAUGAAUCCCAGACUUUAGUGAAGACAUUUGAGGUGUGUGAUCUGCCUGUAAGAGCCUCCAAAUUUGUGGCCCGUAAGAACUGGGUCAUCACUGGAGCUGAUGACAUGCAAAUCCGAGUUUUCAAUUACAACACACUAGAGCGGGUUCACAUGUUUGAAGCUCAUUCAGAUUACAUCCGUUGCAUUGCAGUUCACCCAACUCAGCCUUAUAUUUUGACCAGCAGUGAUGACAUGCUCAUCAAGUUGUGGGACUGGGAGAAGAAAUGGACAUGCAGCCAAGUAUUUGAAGGACACACCCAUUAUGUUAUGCAGAUUGUCAUCAAUCCAAAGGAUAACAACCAAUUUGCAAGUGCAUCUUUAGAUAGGACAAUUAAGGUAUGGCAGCUUGGGUCAUCCUCACCUAACUUCACCUUGGAGGGUCAUGAAAAAGGAGUGAACUGCAUUGACUACUACAGCGGUGGUGAUAAGCCAUACUUGAUUUCUGGAGCUGAUGAUCGCCUAGUUAAAAUCUGGGACUACCAGAAUAAGACAUGUGUUCAGACACUGGAAGGUCAUGCUCAGAAUGUAUCUUGUGUCAGCUUCCAUCCUGAACUUCCAAUUAUCAUCACUGGAUCAGAGGAUGGUACUGUCCGUAUCUGGCAUUCAAGCACUUAUCGAUUAGAGAGUACGCUGAAUUAUGGAAUGGAACGAGUCUGGUGUGUGGCAAGCCUGAGGGGCUCCAAUAAUGUGGCUCUUGGCUACGAUGAAGGCAGCAUCAUCAUUAAGCUUGGUCGAGAAGAACCAGCAAUGUCCAUGGAUGCCAGUGGUAAAAUUAUUUGGGCCAAGCAUUCUGAAGUUCAACAGGGUAACCUGAAAGCAAUGGGUGAUACUGAGAUAAAAGACGGUGAAAGGCUACCUUUGGCUGUGAAGGACAUGGGAAGCUGUGAGAUCUAUCCACAAUCAAUUCAACACAACCCCAAUGGAAGGUUUGUUGUGGUCUGUGGUGAUGGUGAAUACAUUAUCUACACUGCAAUGGCUUUGCGAAACAAGAGCUUUGGAUCCGCACAGGAGUUUGUAUGGGCACACGAUUCUUCCGAAUACGCAAUCAGGGAAAGCAACAGUGUGGUAAAGAUCUUCAAGAAUUUCAAAGAAAAAAAGUCAUUUAAGCCUGAUUUUGGAGCAGAAGGUAUUUAUGGCGGUUUCCUCCUGGGAGUUCGGUCUAUGAAUGGCCUAGCAUUUUAUGACUGGGACACCACUGAACUCAUACGUAGAAUCGAAAUACAGCCCAAAUAUAUAUUCUGGUCAGAUUCCGGUGAACUGGUUUGUAUUGCCACAGAAGAUUCCUUCUUCAUAUUGAAGUACCUUGCUGAAAAGGUGGCUGCAGCACAGGAAACACAUGAAGGAGUUACAGAGGAUGGCAUUGAAGAUGCCUUUGAGGUUCUUGGUGAAAUUCAGGAAAUUGUGAAGACAGGAUUAUGGGUUGGAGACUGUUUUAUCUACACCAGCUCCGUGAACAGGCUUAAUUACUAUGUUGGUGGAGAGAUUGUCACCAUUGCCCAUCUUGACAGGACUAUGUAUCUUCUGGGUUAUAUCCCAAAGGACAAUCGAUUGUAUUUGGGAGACAAGGAGUUAAAUAUUGUCAGCUAUUCACUACUGGUCUCUGUCCUUGAGUAUCAGACAGCAGUCAUGAGAAGGGAUUUCUCCAUGGCUGACAAGGUUCUUCCCACAAUUCCAAAGGAGCAGAGGACAAGAGUGGCACACUUCCUAGAGAAGCAGGGUUUCAAAUCACAGGCUCUUGCUGUAUCCACUGAUCCAGAACACCGCUUUGAACUUGCACUACAGCUGGGUGAACUUAAGAUCGCAUAUCAAUUAGCUGUGGAAGCAGAGUCAGAACAGAAAUGGAAGCAAUUGGCAGAGCUUGCAAUUAGCAAGUGCCAGUUUGCCCUUGCCCAGGAAUGCUUACAUCAUGCUCAGGAUUAUGGUGGACUGUUGCUGCUGGCCACCGCUUCUGGCAAUGCUCCAAUGUUUAACAAAUUAGCAGAAGUAGUUGAAAAAGAUGGCAAAAACAAUGUGGCCUUUAUGACUUACUUCAUGCAAGGAAAGCUUGACAGUUGUCUGGAAUUGCUGAUAAAAACAGGACGCCUCCCAGAAGCUGCUUUUUUCUCGAGAACCUACUUGCCCAGUCAGGUUUCCAGAGUUGUGAAACUAUGGAAGGAGAGCCUCUCUAAAAUAAACCAAAAAGCCGCAGAGUCGCUUGCUGACCCCACGGAGUAUGAAAACUUAUUCCCAGGGCUAAAGGAGGCAUUUGUGGCUGAGCAGUAUUUGAAAGAAACCAGCAACACUAAACACAGACCUGCUCGGGAUUACCCCCUUGUCACUCCAAAUGAAGAAAGGAAUGUUAUUGAAGAAUCAAAAGACUUCGUACCAUCUCUGCAUGGAACAUCAGUGGAGAAAUCUUCCAUUGAAGUUGAAGAAGCAGUACCCGUAAUGUCCACACUAAUUACAUCAGUGAUAGCGGAAGCAAAAGCAGCAUUAGAAUCACCAACCGCUUCUGUGCCAGCUUCAGCUGACUCAGUGGACCUUCAAACUAAAAAGUCUCUUACUGAGCUUGAUGAUGAUUUGGAUAACUUGGAGCUGGAUGACAUUGAUACUUCUGAUGUCAACUUGGAUGAAGAGUUCCUGGAUGAUUAAGUUGAAAAUCAAUAAUUUAAAAUGACCAAAUUUCUAUUAAAUGAAUGAAAAUUUGCCAUUGCUUAACGAGAGAUUUGCUAAUUAUUCAACUUUGGAUAGUUCGAAAAUUGUAAGAGCUAAGUUGGCAGCAAUGUGACAUGCCUAAGUGUAUUUUGUCCCACACAAUAGGUAGUGCUGUUGUUGGACCAGUUUAUAAGAUCACAAAGGUUGCAUGGCUGCCAUUAACCUACCUGUAAAGUAGUGGAUUUAGUGUUUCAUAACUGAAUAGAAAUGUUCAUACUGCUGUGUUGUAUUAACUCCAAAUAAAAGAUUACUUUUUUUUUUAAAGUGA